GUACUUUCGAGCGGUGGGGUAGGAUUUGGAAUUAAACGCGAAAUAUUCUUUUUAAACUUGGAAGACGGUUAUUUCGGAUGUCAAGUAAACGAAUCAACGGACGUCCUACAACUGUACGAGCUGUCUAAAUUAUGUGAUGGAGCGCCGGACUGCUUCAUGGGAUCGGACGAGUUACGAAAGGAACUGAAAUGCACCGAUGACUGUGGCAAAGAGGAAAGCGUGAAGUGUCAGAAUGGAGCCUGCCUGGACUCGCAGUGCCAUUGCAACGAUGGGUUUGGCGGGUGCGGCUGUGAGGUUCCAGAUGAAAAUGAGUGCAAGUAUAGACCUUGCGACGUUUUCGCCCACUGCACCAACACUCUGGGCAGCUUUCACUGCACAUGCUUCCCCGGCUACGCCGGUGAUGGCUUCAGCUGCGAAGACAUCAAUGAGUGUGAUGACCCUGCAGUGGCUGCUAGAUGUGUUGCAAAUGCUGAGUGCUGUAACCUACCUGCACACUUCUUAUGCAAGUGUAAUCCUGGGUUUGAAGGUGAUGGAGAAGUGGAAUGUCGAGAUAUCAACGAAUGUGAACAUCCAAAUGCAUGCGGAAUAAAUGCAAAAUGUGAGAAUAUUCCUGGAAAUUACACAUGCAGCUGCUCAGAAGGGUUCAUUGGAAAUCCCUUUGACGGGUGUGUGGACCAAGACGAAUGUGAAGAUCAGCAUACAUGUGGGCCUGGUGCCCUCUGUACGAACGUCCCAGGUGGACACAGGUGUGAAUGCCCAGCUGGAUUUGAUGGUGAUCCAUAUACCACAGGUUGUGAAGAUGCUGAUGAAUGUGCACGCAGUCCAUGUGGAAGGGAUGCUCUCUGUAAUAACAUGCCUGGAAGCUUCAGAUGUGCAUGUCCACCUGGGCACACUGGAGACCCAUUACAUGAAUGCAUAGACUUUAAUGAGUGUGAGAAAGCCAAUGGUACAAGCCCAUGUGGAGGGAAUGCAGAAUGUGUGAACACGCCUGGUAGCUUUAGAUGCGAGUGUCCAGCAGGCUACACGGGGCUGCCCAAGCAAGAGUGUCUUGACAUAAAUGAAUGUGGCCGUUCCAACACUUGUGGCAUCAACUCCAAAUGUAUCAACAUUCCAGGAUCAUUCAAGUGUCUGUGUCCACAAGGAUUCAGUGGAGAUGGGCGUUUGUUUUGUGAAAAUGUAAAUGAAUGUGAUGACAAUCCAUGUAGUGAAAACGCCUUGUGUACAGAUACUGUUGGAAGUUUUUUCUGUACAUGUAAAGAAGGCUUCACUGGUGACCCAUUCAGAGGAUGUGUUGAUAUCAAUGAGUGUGUAGCUUUGGAAAAGCCAUGUGGAACAAAUGCGCUCUGUGAAAACUCAUCUCCAGGCUACAACUGCGUCUGUUCCCAAGGGUACACAGGCAAACCAAAUCCAAGUGUUGCUUGUGAACAGGUGGAUGUAAACAUCCUGUGUAAAACUAAUUUUGACUGUGUGAACAAUGCAGAAUGUAUAGAAGGGCAAUGUUUCUGUCAAGAUGGCUUCUUAGCCCAAGGAUCUAUCUGUGUGGAUGUAGAUGAAUGCCAGAAUCAGCCAUGUGGUCCCUUAGCAGUUUGUACCAACACACCUGGAAGUUUCCAUUGUGAAUGUGAACAGGGCUAUGUGGGUGCACCACCAAGGAUGAAAUGUAAAGCUCCCUGUGAUGACGUGAAAUGUGGACCUCAUGCUUUCUGCAAGCCUGAAGGUCAAGAAGCAUACUGUAUUUGUGAAGAUGGAUGGACGUUCAACCCAAAUGAUGUUGCUGCUGGUUGUAUAGAUAUCGACGAAUGUGAUAAGCGCAAUGGGCCAUCAGGUCGUUGUGGUACAAAUGCUGAAUGCACAAACACUCCUGGUGGCUUUGGGUGUCAGUGCAAGCCUGGAUUUUCAGGAAACGCCUACAAACAAUGUCUAGAUAUCAACGAGUGUAGCCGUAAUGACGCAUGUGGUGCGGGAGCCCUCUGUCAAAACUUACCAGGUUCAUACAAGUGUGAAUGUCCAGAAGGCUCUAUCCCAGACCCUGACCCACAAACGAAAUGCGUUGGAGUGGUUACACUUUCUGAAGACAAAGACUGCCCAGGAAAUGCAGUCUGUGAUAGUCAUAAACGUUGUCUCUGCCCAGAACCCAAUGUUGGAAAUGAAUGUAGACAUCCAUGUGAAACUGUAUUCUGUGGUCCAAAUGCACAGUGCAUGCUAAUAAACAAUGAAGCAAAGUGUUUGUGUAGCACUGGAUAUACAGGCACACCUGAUGGAAUUGGUGGUGGCUGUGUGGAUAUAGAUGAAUGUGGGGCUAAUCCAUGUACACCUGGAGCAAUAUGUAACAAUGAACCUGGCGGUUUCUCCUGUGAGUGUCCUGGUGGUACCAGUGGUGAUGCCUAUCGAACAGGCUGCACAAAGGAACUACCAUUCAGUUGCUCAAAAGACAAACCUUGUCCUGGGUCAGAGCAAUGUGUGCGAGAUGAGUUUGUUGGUAGCAGCGUUUGUAUCUGUCAACGUGGCUACACACGGGAUCCUGAGACUGCAAAAUGUAGGGACAUUAAUGAAUGUUUAGAACUCAGAGAUAAACCUGCCUGUGGGCUGAAUGCUGUAUGCAGAAACCUUCCUGGCAGUUAUGAAUGCCAAUGUCCACCUGGAUUCAAUGGAAACCCAUUUGCUCUCUGUGAAGAAUGCAAUACUCUGGAAUGCCAGUGUCAAGCACCAUACCAAAUUGUCAAUGGCAACUGUGUCCUUGCGGGAUGUUCAAAGGGAGAGCCUUGUCCUGCAGGAGCAGAAUGCAUUACAAUAGCUGGUGGAGUCAGUUACUGUGCUUGCCCAAAAGGAUACAGGAUAAAACAUGAUGGGUCUUGUGAAGAUAUUAAUGAAUGUGAAGAAGGACGACAAGUGUGUGGUUAUGGUGCUGAGUGUGUUAACCGACCUGGAUCACAUGAAUGUGUCUGCCCGCGAGGCUACACAGGAGACCCAUACAACAGCGUGUGCUCACCUAGUCGUGUCAAAUGCGUCAAUAAUGGUGAUUGCUCUCCUAAUGAGAAAUGUGUACAGCCAGGGGAAUGUGUCUGCCCACCACCCUUCUUUACUGAUCCAUUGGAUGGCAACAAAUGCAAAAGUCCAUGUGAAAGAUUUCCAUGUGGUGUCAAUGCGAAGUGCACUCCGAGUGAUCCCCCCAAGUGUAUGUGCCAGACUGGUUACAAAGGAGAUCCACUCCAUGGCUGUGUGGAUAUAGAUGAAUGUAUAGACAACCCAUGUGCAUAUGGAGCUCAUUGUCUCAAUGAGAAAGGAGGCUACAAAUGUGUAUGUGCCCGAGGAAUGACAGGAGAUCCUUACAGGGCAGGAUGUAUUGGUUCAGUUGCUCCUAAAGGAGAAUGUACUACAAAUGAACAAUGUGCUGACCAGUUAGCAUGUAUAGAAGGGACAUGUAUUAACCCCUGUAGCAAAUUGCCCUGUGGAGCUAAUGCCUAUUGUGAACCAGAGAAUCAUGCUGCUUGGUGUCGUUGUACUGUUGGUUUUAAGGAAGGUGCUAAUGGAGAGUGUGUAUCUGUGUGUGAUGGUCUGUAUUGUGGGCAAGGUGCUCAAUGUAUAGCAACUUCUGGUGGUCCCACUUGUGCUUGUGUAGAAGGUUUUAUUGGCAAUCCAUUCCCUGGUGGGCUGUGUGUCCCAGACAUUUGUUCAUCCAGCAAUCCAUGUGUUGAGCCUAGCGUAUGCAUUGGAGGCCGUUGCAAGGAACGCUGCGAAGGAGUAGUUUGUGGUGUUGGAGCUACCUGUGAUAAGAACACAAAUAAAUGUGUUUGUGAUCCAUUCUUCAUUGGCAACCCAGACCUUAUUUGCAUGCCUCCUGUGAUUGCUCCUGUAUGUUCACCUGCUUGUGGAAUAAAUGCCCAUUGUCAAUAUGGUGUGAUCAAUCAGUGUGUGUGUAAUGUUGGAACAAGCGGUAACCCAUAUGAAGGAUGUGGACCUCAUGAGAAGAUAUCAUGCUCAACUAUAGCAUGUGGUGUUGGAGCAGAAUGUAGAGAAAGUAUCAACAAUGUUGAAUGUGUCUGUCCACAAGGUUUUGCAGGAAAUCCAUAUGUACAGUGCCAAGAUGUGGAUGAGUGUAGUGGCACUGCAUGUGGAAUCAAUGCCGUGUGCAUCAAUACACCUGGAAGCUAUGAUUGUCGCUGCAAGGAAGGAUUUGUUGGAAAUCCAUUUUCAGUAUGCCAAAUUGUUGAAGAGGGUAGCUGUGAUGAUCCAGCAACUUGCAAGUGUAGUAAGGAUGUGCCAUGUCCUGCAGGGUACUCUUGUGAAAGGGGUCACUGCAAAGACCUGUGUGACAAUGUGAAGUGUGGUCCUCGGGCAGUCUGUGAUGCUGGAAAGUGUAUGUGCCCUCCUGGCUUCAUUGGAGAUCCAAGUGAUCAGAAGUCAGGUUGCAAAUUAAGGGGCCAGUGUCAAAAUGACUUUGAUUGUACUGCAACAGAAAUUUGUUUCCAGCUCGGGAAAGGAGUCAGGAAAUGUGUAGAUGCUUGUAGCAAGAUUCAGUGUGGGCCAAAUGCUCUCUGUGUGGCUGACAACCAUCGUUCCUCAUGCAUUUGUGCUGAUGGAUACACAGGCAAUCCAGGUGACCUAUUCAUAGGUUGCCAACCAGACAGAGGAGCCCCUAAAGCUGAAUGUGACACAGACAGUGACUGUGCAAAAGGCCUGACAUGUGCCAUUACUCCUGAUGGUCUGCAUGCAUGCUUGAAUCCUUGUUCUAAUGUUGCUUGCUCACAAAAUGAGGUCUGUCAUCUUGAUCAAUUUGGACACCCAGCUUGUAACUGUCUGGAUGGAUUUGUGUGGAACCCUGUAAGCUCAGCUUGUGAGAAACCUUCUCUCCCUGAUUGUACUGCCAAUACAGACUGUCCACAAACAUCUGCAUGUCGACCUGAUGCUUUGGGUGUUCUCAAAUGUGUGUCUAUCUGUUCUGAGUUCACCUGUCCAGCGAAUGCCAUCUGUGUGGCGGUGGGACAUCAGGGUCAGUGCCAGUGUUUACCUAGCUAUACAGGAAAUCCUAACGAUCGCAACGGAUGCAAACCUGCUUUGAAGAACCAAUGUACCACAGAUGCACAAUGUCCUGAAUCUGAUAUUUGCAGAUCUGAUGGAGAAACCGGAAUUUUAGUUUGUAAGCCUGCCUGUGACUCUUUGAGAUGCGGCCCACAUGCUGUUUGUCUUGCCAAUAACCAUGUUGCACAGUGCCAGUGUCCCCCAGGACCCUAUGCUGGUGACCCAAAUGACCCAGCAUCAGGCUGUAAAACUGUGCCGUGCGUCUAUAAUAUUGACUGUCCACCUUCACAGCUCUGCAACAGGUUAACUCAUACGUGCUAUGAUGUUUGUGAGGAAGAGUCAUGUGGGCACAAUGCUGUGUGCAUUGCGGAAGAUCAUCGUGCUGUCUGUCAGUGCCCUCCAGGUUUUCGAGCCAAUCCAUUGCCGGAGGUGGAAUGCACUCCUACUGAAGUAUGUAGUCCAAAUCCAUGUCAUCCAUCUGCUAUUUGUGAAGGAUCACCUUCAGGUCACACAUGUCGCUGUCCCCUUGGACAUGUUGGAGAUCCUUUCACAUCUGGUUGUCGCCCAGAAGGUGACUGUCCAAGUGGAGAUUCUGACUGCCCACCUCAAUCAAUUUGUGUGGCUGGUAGAUGCAUCAAUCCAUGUGAUGGUGCUUGUGGACCGAAUGCAAUCUGCAAUGUUGUAAAUAGAAAACCAGUUUGUACGUGUCCACCGAAGUUUGAAACUGGACCAUCAGGACCAGCCGGGGGUUGCUUAAGGACAGCAGUCGCUUGUCAAAAUGAUGCAGACUGCCAAGGGACUAUCUGUCACAAUGGACAGUGCAAAGUUGCAUGUCGUAAUGCUGAGGACUGUACAUAUGGAGAACGAUGUGUGCAAAACAUGUGCACACUGCCUUGUGCAGGUCACUCUCAAUGUCCAUCUGUUCAAGCAUGUGUCUCUGGUAUUUGUCUCCUUGGUUGCCGGUCCAGUAAGGACUGUCCCAGUGAACAAGCUUGUGUCAAUAGCAAGUGUCAAGAUCCUUGCAAGAAAGAAGGUGUUUGUGGUCCAAAUGCAGUGUGCCACUGUGUGAACCAUGUUACCCAAUGUGAGUGUCCUGCUGGUUUUGUGGGUAAUCCAGUCCCUCAGCAAGGAUGUGUGAGAGUUCCCACAAGCUGCAGCUCCAGUGCGGAGUGUCCUUCAGGACAUUCAUGCCUAAACAACCUGUGUACAGUGCCUUGUGCAGAUAACUCGCACUGUGCUGUGGGAGAACGGUGUGCUAACUCUGUAUGUGUGAAGGUGUGUUAUGGAGACAGCAACUGUGUCCCCGGCGAAGUGUGCAUUGAAGGAACCUGUCAGCCUGGCUGUGCCACUGAUUCAGAUUGCAAAACAAAUGAAAUAUGUAUACACAACAAGUGCAGAUGUGGCAGUGGUUUCACAUCUGAUCCAUCUGGUUGUCUUGACAUCAACGAAUGCAAAGAUUCACCUUGUCAUCCAAGUGCUGAGUGUAUCAAUGAUCCAGGAUCAUACAGAUGUGCAUGUCCCUUGGGAACUGUAGGAGACCCAUUCCUGGACCCAGGUUGUGUAACUCCCAAUGAAUGUAACCGUGAUGCUGACUGCAGUGACACUUUGGCAUGUGAACAUGGGAAAUGCACAGAUCCCUGUGUAGCAGGAGCAGAUGUCCAGUGUGGACCUAAUGCUGUUUGUAAUGUUUUCGACCAUGUGGGUGUCUGUUCAUGCCCAGCUGGACAUCUUGGAGAUCCAAACAGUAUUACUGUGGGAUGCUUCAAAGUGGAAUGUCUUUCAAAUGAUGACUGCUCGCUGGACAGAUCCUGUGAUGGCCAGAGCAACAGAUGCAUGAAUCCAUGUGAUCAAGUGAAUUGUGGUCGUGGAACCUGCAAGGCUCAAAACCAUGAAGGACUGUGCUCUUGUUUCCAAGGCUAUACAAUUGACAGUGGAAAAUGUGUGGACAUUAAUGAAUGUCUAGAAAAUCCAUGUCACAGCACAGCAAUUUGCAAAAAUUCACCUGGUAGCUUCUCAUGUCAGUGUCCAGACGGUCUUGUAGGUGACCCUGUGAAAGCUGGUUGCAGGAAACCUGGAGACUGCUUUACUCACUCAGAUUGUCCAUCAACUGCUUCAUGUGUAGACAACCGAUGCAGAAAUCCUUGUGAAAAUCCUGAUGCUUGUGGCCGUAAUGCUGAGUGCCUACCUACAGCACAUACAGCCCUGUGUCGCUGUCCUGCUCAGACUAGAGGCGAUGCUAAAGUUGAGUGUGUGCAGCUGGAGUGUGCAGACAGCAAUGACUGUACACCAAGUAAAGCAUGCAUUGAUUCUCGUUGUGUGGAUCCGUGUUCUUUACCAAAUGUGUGUGGACAGAAUGCUCAUUGUCUGCCUCUCAACCAUGUUGGAGUUUGUUCCUGUUACUCUGGUUAUACAGGAAACCCCCAACUUGGCUGUGUUACUGUGCAGUAUUGUAGUACAAACAGCCAAUGUCCAGCUGGUACCAGAUGUAACAGUGGGAUUUGCACAUCUGAGUGUACUAGUGCCCGUGAAUGCAUCAGUGAUCAGCUCUGUAUUCAAGGUGUUUGUCAGCCAACCUGUAAGUCAAACUACAGCUGUCCAGCCUUCCAGUUCUGCCAGAACAGCAUCUGUGUGAAGGAAGUGCGAUGUCAAACAGAUUAUGACUGCAGUGACACAGAAACAUGCAUAGAAAAUGCUGUGGGCCAAGCAGAAUGUUUGAACGCGUGUGAUGGCCCAAUUCUCUGUGGACGCAAUGCUGAAUGCACUGCACAGCAUCAUCAAUCGCUAUGCUCAUGUAAAACUGGCUAUCAUGGUAAUCCAAUAGAUGACAAAAUUGGAUGUCAGCCUAUUGAAUGUGAAACUAAUGAACAGUGCUCAAAUGAUAAACUGUGUGAAGACUACAUGUGCAAGAUUGCAUGCUUGGUCAGAAACCCUUGUGGAAUCAAUGCCCUCUGCUCAGCUCAAAACCAUGAACAGGUUUGUUAUUGCCAACCAGGAUAUACAGGAGAUCCUCAGAUAGGCUGCCAGCUGAUUGACUUCUGUACUGACUCACCAUGUGGACCUGGUGCUCGAUGUGACAACUCUCGAGGAUCCUACAAAUGCCUGUGUCCAAUUGGUACAGUAGGAGACCCAUAUCAUGAUGGAUGUCAUGCUCCAGUUGAGUGCAGUCACAAUGAAGACUGUCCAGCAGCUGCAGAGUGCACACAGUCAAAUGGAGUACCAAAAUGCAAAGAUGUGUGUGAGAAUGCCAUUUGUGGUCCAAAUGCAGAAUGUGUUGCUAAUGACCACGCAAGUGCUUGUGUCUGCCGGUCAGGUUAUGAAGGGAGUCCUAAUGACAUUCAUGUAGGUUGUAGACCAAAACCUGUACCUUGUGCAGCUAACACCGACUGCCCUCCAAAUACCUACUGUUACGGAGACAUAUGUCGACCAUCAUGCCAAUCAAAUGAAGAGUGCAGCCUGGCAGAAAUGUGUCUGCAAGGACAGUGUAACAGUCCAUGUGAUGAACACUCUGCUUGUGGAAUGAACGCAGAAUGUCGCGUGAUUAGUCACAACAAACAAUGCAGUUGUCCUCCAGGGUUCACUGGAAAUCAAGAUGUGGAAUGCGUGAGAAUUCCUGUUUCCUGUGAGUCCAGUUUGGAUUGUUCUGAAGGCAACACCUGUAGAGACAAUAUGUGUCUGCCUGUGUGCCAAGGUGACCAGGAGUGUGCUUUCAAUGAGAAGUGUCUGAAAGGCAACUGUAUAUUAACUUGUCGUGUGGACAAUGACUGUUUCCUUGGUCACAUCUGUCUCCAUAAUAUGUGUAUCUAUGGAUGUCAUUCUGAAGAUGACUGUAGUGCCAGCGAAUCAUGCCGAGACAACCGUUGCGUGAAUCCAUGCAGUGAUUCUCCUUGUGGCCCCAAUGCAGUGUGCACAGUGUCCAAUCAAAGGGCCAGUUGUUCAUGUCGCAGUGGUUUUGUACCUAACCCAAUAGCCAAAGUUGCCUGCGUUCGUGUUCCUGGUCAACCAUGUACUGAGAACAGAGAAUGUCCAACAGGGUCCACAUGUUUGGAUGAUGCAUGUAGACCAGUCUGUUCAUCAGAUAUAGGUUGCUUGGGUAAUGAACGUUGUGAUCUUACAUCAGGAGUAUGCAAACCACUGUGUCGCAGAGAUGAUGACUGUCGUAGUGGCGAGGUGUGUGAAGGGCUUGUGUGUGUUACUGGAUGUCGAAGUGAUUCUGGCUGUCCUGUUGAUAGGGCAUGCAUCAGCAGCAAGUGCAUAGACUUGUGUGCAUCACCAACUGCCUGUGGUACAAAUGCUAAUUGUAUCAUGACAAACCACCAGAAACAAUGUUCAUGUCCAGUUCCAUUAAUUGGCGAUGCAGAAACAGGUUGCCGUCAUCCCACGUCACUCUGCCAGUCUGAACAUGACUGCUCCAGUGGACAAACCUGCUAUGUUGGCAUGUGUCAGACUACCUGCAGAUCUGAUCAGAAUUGUCUUGCCGAUGAGCGAUGUCUUGGAGGACUCUGUAAGACAGUUUGCAAUAGUGAUUCUAAAUGUGGUCCUAAACAAAUUUGUGAAGACCGACUGUGUGAUGUAGGCUGUCGUAGUGAUACCGUUUGUCCUGACAGUGAAGCCUGUAUCAAUAAACAAUGCCGAAAUCCUUGUGAGGAAGGUUCAGUCUGUGGUACAUGUGCCAUUUGCAGUGUUGUGAAUCAUGGUGUGCAGUGUAGUUGCCCCGUCAACUUCCUCGGUAACCCUCUUGUCAGUUGCUCAAAACCAUCUGUGCGAUGUGGAACUGGCAUACCAGACUGUGAAUGUGAUGAGGCUGGAUACUGCACAAGGAAUUGCAUUGCAGACCAUGAUUGUUCUUGUGGUGAAACCUGUGCCAAGGGAAAAUGUAGAAGAAGGUGCAGUGGACCCAAUUCAUGCGCACAGGGUCAACUGUGUCAGAGAGGCUUGUGUAGGGCGGGAUGCCGUUCACAUAAUGACUGUCCAAAUGAUCAGGCAUGUGUGCGUGGACAAUGUCAUGAUCCUUGUACCACUCCUAAAUUCCCAUGUGGCACCAAUGCUCAGUGUCGAGUAUCAGAACAUCGUGCAAUAUGUCUGUGUCCGGAUGGCUACCAAGGUGAACCUAGUCAGAUAUGCAAUCAAUAUGAAUGUCUGAAAGAUGAUGACUGUGAACCAAAUAAAUACUGUAGUGAAGACAAAGCUUGCAGAAAUCCUUGUCUGGAAGCUGGAGCAUGUGGUAGCAAUGCACAGUGCCGAGUGUUCUACAGACGUGCCCAGUGUUCAUGCCCGCCAGGUUAUUAUGGCAAUCCGGAGUUGGAAUGUAAACAAGGUGGAGACCAGUGUUUGCGAAACCCAUGUGGCGAUAAUGCAAAAUGCCGUGACACCCAAGAUGGUUUUGACUGCACAUGUGUGCCUGGAUGCACAGGUGACCCCUAUCGCGGGUGCCUCUGUGAUGGACAUCAAACAGAUUUAUGUAGAGACAAACAGUGUGGAGUGAAUGCUGCUUGCCGAGUUGUUAACAACAGAGAGCCUGAAUGUUACUGCCCAAGUGACUAUCCUGCUGGAAAUCCAUAUAUUGAAUGUACAAUUGACCGUACACCAACUGACUGUCGUACUGAAGGUUGUGGUAAGAAUGCUGAGUGUUUACGUGAAGGAGCUGUAUUUGUGUGUCACUGUCUGCCAGGAACAACAGGCAGGGCUGAGGUUGAGUGCCAUUCAGGCUUCUUUGUAAAUAUUUCAGCUUGUACAUUAUCUUUAGUAUUGUGUGUUGAAAUGUGGAGUAAAUCACAUGGCUUCAUCUCCUUCAUUAGUCUUGUCUCGGACUGUCCUCACCACCAACACAGAAAGCAUGUGUUACAUUAUGUUUUGUGUGAGAAAUGUUUCCUUUCACAGUUCUUACAAUCGCUGUUCUUUUUUUCUCCUUUCCCCCAAUCACUCAUACUGUGUUUCCCUUCCGGUCUUGUGAAUACACCAGACAGCAUAUGUAGCAGCAGUAAUGACUGUCCAAAUGAGAAAGCCUGUCUGAACAAUCAGUGUAUAGACCCUUGCACUCAAAGAGGCUCGUGUGGAGAGAAUGCCUUAUGCCAGACAGUUCUGCAUAGACCGCGGUGUUCGUGUCCACAAUGCUAUGUUGGGAGACCACAUGUGUCAUGUCAGCCAGAUGUAAAGUGUGAACCUUCAGGCCCAAUUACUACUCAGCCUACUGUGGGUUGUGUGUCAGAUGAAGACUGUGCUGAUAAUUUAGCAUGUAAUGGGGAGGUGGGUGAUUGUCAAGACCCAUGCAGAACAGCCCCAAUUUUUGCCUGUGGUGCAAAUAAGAAGUGUGAAGUGCACAGACAUCGUCCUAUGUGCGUUUGCAAAUCGGGUUUUAUAGUGAGUGACAUGGGAGAGUUGACUUGUGCUCCUGACCACAUUGAGUGUUCUCAGCACGAAGAAUGUGCUUCAAAUCUAGCAUGCAUUGAUGGUCAGUGUCAAAAUCCUUGUACUGCAUCAAGAGUGCCCCCCUGCUCUGCUGACAAGACAUGUGGUGUGCUGGAUCACCAUCCAGUCUGCAUCUGUACUCGUGACUGCAACCCAUCCCUGUCGAUCUGCCUGCGUGACAGUGGUUGCCCUCCACAUCUGGCAUGCCGUGGCUACCGGUGCAUGGACCCCUGUGUCAACAUUACCUGCACAGAUGAUGCUCCUUGUUUUGUGGAGGAGCACAAACCUGUCUGCAAAUUCUGUCCCCCAGGAUUUGUCACAGAUUCAAAAUAUGGAUGUCUCAAAGCAGGUGUCACCACAAGUACGUCACCAUCCGUUACAUGCACGUUGGAUGUCGAGUGCACAGAUGCACAGGCCUGCAUUAGUGGAGAAUGCGUAGAUCCUUGCACCAACAACUGUGGUUUGGGUUCUCAGUGCAGGGUACAGGCACACAAACCUAUAUGUUUCUGUCCUGAAGGUUAUGAAGGUGAUCCUGCUAUUGGCUGCUCACCAGUAGUAAGAUAUACCACACCUAACUUGCAGGAUAAUCUCACUACCAUGCCCACAUAUACUGAUCUGACAACAUAUUCACCAGGUAAAUUGUUAACCAUAGUGAGUCCCAGUGUCACAAGACCAAGUAUGGCAUCUCAGGUAACAGUCACUGAAUCCACUGAAACAUCAGUUUCCUCAUUCAUUACCCAGAAAUUAAAAGCCUUGACUAGUAUUAUCCCUACCUUAGCAACUGGGAAGAUGGAAGCAGGUGUGAAAACCCUAGAAGGAACUACAGAACUAGUGUCUACAGUUACAGAAUAUGGAAAGCCAGCCACUUUUCCAACAUCAUAUGGCAUGCAUGAGCAAGAAACAACUAUGAGAGGGAUCUAUUCCACACCGCAGAAUGUACCAUCCAUGAGCAUAGUUACAUUAACUAGAGGCAGCAAGGCUGAAACUACAGGAACAGAAAUGCAAACAAUGAUAACAGAACCUGUAGAAAUGUCUAUAGCUAGCAAAAGUGAAAUGCAAACCAGAGCAACAACUAUAUCAGUUGAAACAGAAACACCAGAAUCAUAUCCAAGUACUAUUUAUAGAACACAUACAUCAAGUGUGGGGGCUCACACACUAUUAACAACAGAAUUGGGUUCUGUACAAACGACACCAACACCAAUAGAGCAUGUAACUGUUAUGGAAACUGUGGUACCUCUGGUAUAUACCCAAGAAACAGGUACAGAAUAUUAUUUUAAUAGAAGUAUGGAAACAUCCCCAGAAACUGUAAUAUUUCCAAUAAAUGAAACAUCUACAGAAAGAGUACAGACUGUUACACCUCAGAAAAACAUUACAGAGAUUGUUGAAACAGUUACACAAAAUAAGAUUACUACAGAAAUAGUCGAAAUAGGUACUCCUCAGAGCACAUUUAAACCAUCAGCUAUACCCCCAUCCACUCAAAGACCAUACACAUACUCCACAGAACAAAAAGAUCAGUUUGAAACAACUCCAAUUGAAGAGCUAUUUGAAGGCCAUAAAGUAACAACAUCUGGGAGGCCUUCUGAAAUUGAACACAUAACAACAAAACUGUAUCCCUCACACUCAACAGAAGCACCAGGGGAAUAUAAAACCACUGUAGGCAAAACAAGGCCUGAGAUGCCCGAAGGAGAAACAACAAAGUUACCCUCUGAAAUAGAACACAUUACUACUGAAGCCUUUUCUACACAAGGCCCAGGCAAAUAUGAGACAGUUCUAGUUCAGAGCACAACUCAAGGUCCACAAAUUAUGAUCACAAGAAAGCACACUGAAUUGUCUGAAUACCCAACCACUCAAAGACCUUACACACACUCUACAGGACGACCAGCAAGGUUUGAAACAACUCCAAGUGAAGGUUUCUUUGGAAGUUCUCAAGUAACGGAGUCCACAAAGCCUCAUGAAAUUGAAUACAUCGUGACUGAACCACAUACAACAUACCUAAUAAAACAACCAGGAGAACAUAAAACCACCCCAGAAAGAGAAAGGUCUGAAGCUACCGAAGAAAUAACUUUAAAGACAACCUCUGAAAUUGACCAUAUUACUACCGAAAGUCCACAAAUAACACCAACAACGCACACUGAGUAUGAACUCCCAUCCACCCAAAAACCUUACACACAAGCCAUGGAACAACCAGUUCAGUUUGAAACAACUCCAAGCAAAGGGAUAUUUGAAGGUUCUGAAGUAACAACGUCAAGGAAGCCUUAUGAAAUUGAACACAUAACAACAAAAGAGUAUCCCUCAUACUCGACAGAAGCACCAGGAGAAUUUAUAAGCACUUCGGGCAAAGGAACACCUGAGGUGACAGAAGGAAUAACAUCGAAGUUCCACUCUGAGAGCACAUAUAAAUAUGCAACCAUAGGAGAUACAGAGAUACCUAAAGUAUACAUUUCCACACCAAAGCCUGUUACAGGAGACAUGGAAGAAAGUGUGUCCCAUACAACUGGAACAUCUGAAGUAUAUAUAUCUACACCAAAGCAUGUCACAAUGGAAACUGAAGCCACUAUGCAAUACACAACUUGGACAAAUCAAACAUAUGCUCAUACUACAAAGCACGUCACAGUGGAAACUGAGGGCAGUGUGCAGUACACAACUGGAACACAUGAAAUAUAUACAUCUACUCCAAAACAUGUCUCAGGGGAAACUGAAGGCAGUGUGAAGUAUACAACUGGAAAACCUGAAAUAUAUAUUCCCACUGCCAAGCAUGUCACAGGGGAAACUGAAGUUAGUGUGCAAUACACGACUGGACGACCUGAAACAUAUAUUCCUACUACAAAACAUGCCACAGAGGAAACUGAAGCCAGUGUAAAAUAUGCAACUGAAAAACCUCAAUCAUAUGCUCCUACUACACAGCAUGUUACAGGAGAAACUGAAACCAGGGUUCAAUAUGAAACAGGAAGAACUCAAACAUAUAUUCCUACUAUAGAAGUUGUCACAGGGGUAACAAAAGCCAGUGUACAAUACACAACUAGAGUACCUGAAAAAUAUGCUCCUACUACAAAGCAUAUCACUGUGGAAACUGAGGCCAGUGUACAAUACACGACUGGAAAACCAGAAGCACAUGCUCCUACUGUAAAAUAUGUCACAGGGGAAACUGAAGCCACUGUUCAAUAUGAAACUGAAAGAACUGAAAAAUAUAUUCCUACUGCGAAACAUGUUACAGUGGAAACUGAAGCCAGUGUUCAAUAUGAAACCGAAAGAACUGAAAAAUAUGUUCCUACUGCGAAACAUGUUACAGUGGAAACUGAAGCCAGUGUUCAGUAUGAAACAGAAAGAACUGAAAAAUAUAUUCCUGCUGCAAAGCAUGUUACAGGAGAAACUGAAGCCAGUGUUCAAUAUGAAACUGAAAGAACUGAAAAAUAUAUUCCUACUGCGAAACAUGUUACAGUGGAAACUGAAGCCAGUGUUCAAUAUGAAACCGAAAGAACUGAAAAAUAUGUUCCUACUGCGAAACAUGUUACAGUGGAAACUGAAGCCAGUGUUCAGUAUGAAACUGAAAGAACUGAAAAAUAUGUUCCUACUGCGAAACAUGUUACAGUGGAAACUGAAGCCAGUGUUCAAUAUGAAACUGAAAGAACUGAAAAAUAUAUUCCUACUGCGAAACAUGUUACAGUGGAAACUGAAGCCAGUGUUCAAUAUGAAACUGAAAGAACUGAAAAAUAUGUUCCUACUGCGAAACAUGUUACAGUGGAAACUGAAGCCAGUGUUCAAUAUGAAACUGAAAGAACUGAAAAAUAUAUUCCUACUGCGAAACAUGUUACAGUGGAAACUGAAGCCAGUGUUCAAUAUGAAACCGAAAGAACUGAAAAAUAUGUUCCUACUGCGAAACAUGUUACAGUGGAAACUGAAGCCAGUGUUCAGUAUGAAACUGAAAGAACUGAAAAAUAUAUUCCUACUGCAAAACAUGUUACAGUGGAAACUGAAGCCAGUGUUCAAUAUGAAACUGAAAGAACUGAAAAAUAUAUUCCUACUGCGAAACAUGUUACAGUGGAAACUGAAGCCAGUGUUCAAUAUGAAACUGAAAGAACUGAAAAAUAUGUUCCUACUGCGAAACAUGUUACAGUGGAAACUGAAGCCAGUGUUCAGUAUGAAACAGAAAGAACUGAAAAAUAUAUUCCUGCUGCAAAGCAUGUUACAGGAGAAACUGAAGCCAGCGUUCAAUAUGAAACGGGAAGAACUCAAACAUAUAUUCCUACUAUAAAAGUUGUCACAGGGGUAACAAAUGCCAGUGUACAAUACACAACUAGAAUACCUGAAAAAUAUACUCCAACUACAAAGCAUAUCACUGGGGAAACUGAGGCCAGUGUACAGUACACGACUGGAAGACCUGAAGCAUAUGUACCCACUACGUCUCAUGUCACAGUGGAAGAUGGAGCCAGUGUACAAUACGCAACAGCAACAAGUAAAACAUUUGCAUCUACAGGAAAGCAUGUCACAAGGGAAACUGAAGCCAGUGUACAAUACACAGCUGGAACAAGUGAAACAUAUGCUCCUACUGCAGAGCAUGUUACAAGUGAAAUUGAAGCCACUGUGCAGUACACGACUGGAAUUCCUGAAACAUAUGGUCCUACUAUAAAACAUGUUACAAAGGAAACUGAAGCCAGUGUACAAUACACAACUCUAACCCCUGAAACAUAUACUCCUACUACAAAACAUAUCACAGGGGAAAUGGAAGUCAGUGUACAAUACUCAACUGUAAAACCUGAAACAUAUUCUCCUACUGCAAGCUAUGUCACUGGGGAAGCUGGAGCUGGUGUACAGUACACAACAGCAACAAGUGAAACAUAUGCUUCUACUGUAAAACCUGUCACACAGGAAACUGUAGCCAGUGCACAGUACACAACUGGAAGACCUGAAACACAUAUUCCCACUACAAAGCAUGUCGCAGGGGAAACUGGAGCCAGUGUACAAUACCCAGCUGGAACAAGUGAAACAUAUGCUCCUACUGUAAAACAUGUCACACAGGAAACUAUAGCCAGUGCACAGUACACAACUGGAAGACCUGAAACAUAUAUUCCCACUACAAAGCAUGUCACAGGAGAAACUGUAGCCAGUGCACAGUACACAACUGGAAGACCUGAAACAUAUAUUCCCACUACAAAGCAUGUCACAGGAGAAACUGUAGCCAGUGCACAGUACACAACUGGAAGACCUGAAACAUAUAUUCCCACUACAAAGCAUGUCACAGGAGAAACUGUAGCCAGUGCACAGUACACAACUGGAAGACCUGAAACAUAUAUUCCCACUACAAAGCAUGUCACAGGAGAAACUGUAGCCAGUGCACAGUACACAACUGGAAGACCUGAAACAUAUAUUCCCACUACAAAGCAUGUCACAGGAGAAACUGUAGCCAGUGCACAGUACACAACUGGAAGACCUGAAACAUAUAUUCCCACUACAAAGCAUGUCACAGGAGAAACUGUAGCCAGUGCACAGUACACAACUGGAAGACCUGAAACAUAUAUUCCCACUACAAAGCAUGUCACAGGAGAAACUGUAGCCAGUGUACGAUACACAACUGGAAGACCGCCAAUUACAAAGCAUGUCACAGGGGAAACUGAAGCCAGUGUUCAAUAUGAAACUGAAAGAAAUGAAACAUAUAGUCCUACUGCAGAGCAUGUUACAGGGGAAACUGAUGUCAGUAUACAGUACACAACUGAGAGAAUUGAAACAUAUAUUCCUACUAUUGGAGUUGUCACAAGGGAAACUGAGGCCAGUGUUCAAUAUACAACUAGAAGACCUGAAGCAUAUGCUCCUACUACAGCUCAUAUAACAGUGGAAACUGGAACUGGUGUACAGUACACAGCAGCAUCAAGUGAAGUAUAUGCUCCUACUCCAAAGCAUGUCACAAGGGAAAAUGAAACUAGUGUGCAGUACACAACUGAAAGACCUGAAGCAUAUGCCCCUACUGUAAAAUAUGUCACAGGGGAAACUGAAGCCAGUGUUCAAUAUGAAACUGAAAGAACUGAAAAAUAUAUUCCUACUGCAAAAUAUGUCACAGGGGAAACUGAAGCCAGUGUUCAAUAUGAAACUGAAAGAACUGAAAAGUAUAUUCCUACUGCGAAACAUGUUACAGUGGAAACUGAAGCCAGUGUUCAAUAUGAAACUGAAAGAACUGAAAAAUAUAUUCCUACUGCAAAAUAUGUCACAGGGGAAACUGAAGCCAGUGUUCAGUAUGAAACUGAAAGAACUGAAAAAUAUAUUCCUGCUGCGAAACAUGUUACAGUGGAAACUGAAGCCAGCAUACAGUACACAUCUAGAAGACCUGAAACAUAUGCUCCUAGUGCAAAAUAUUUCACAAGGGAAACUGUGGCCAGCGGGCAUUACACGACUGGAAGAUCUGAAGCAUAUUCUCCUACUACAGCUCAUGUAACAAUGCAACCUGAAGCUAGUGUACAAUACACAACAGCAACAAGUGCUUCUACUGCAAGGCAUGUCACAGGGGAAACUGAAGCCAGUGUACAAUACACAGCUGGAACUAGUGAAACAUAUGCUCCUGCUGUAGAGCAUGCGACAAGGAAAACUGAAUCCCGCGUACAGUACACAACAGGAAGACCUGAAACAUAUAUUCCCACUACAAUGCUUGUCACAAGGGAAACUGCUGCCAGUGGAAAGUAUGCAACUGAGAAACCUGAAACAUAUGCUCCUACUGCAAAGCUAAUUACAGGGGAAACUGAAGCUAGUGUUCAAUUUGAAAUAGGAAUGAGUCAAAUAUAUAUUCCUACUGCAAAACAUUUCACAGGGGAAACUGAAGCAAGUGUGCAGUACACGACAGGAAGUGCUGAAACAUAUGCUCUCACUACAAAGCAUGUUACAGAGGAAACUGAAGCCAGUGUAAAAUAUUCAACUGAAAAACCUACAAUAUACUCAGAUGCUCCUACUACAAAGCAUGUCAGAGGGGAAACUGAAACCAGUGUGAAAUACGCAACUGGAAAAAGUGAAACUUAUGCUCCUUCUGCAAAGUAUUUCGCAGGGGAAACAGAAACCACUGUGCAAUACAUGACUGAAAUACCUGAGGCACAUGCCUCUACUACAAAGCAUGCUACAGGAGAAACUGGUGCUAGUGCACAAUACACAACUGGAGAACCUAAAACAUAUGCUUUUACUACAAAGCCUGUCACUAGGGAAACUGAAACCAGUGUAAAGGAAACAACUGUAACACCUGAAAUGUAUGCUCCUACUACAAAACAUAUGACAAGGGAAACAAUAGCUACUAUAAAAUACUCAGCUGGAGCACCUGAAACAUAUGUCCCUAUUACAAGCCAUGUCACAGGAGAAACUGUAGCCAGUGUUCAAUACACAACUGGAACAAGUGAGACAUAUGGUCCUACUGCCAAGACCAUCGCUAAGGAAACUGAAGCCAGUGUUCAAUACAAAACUCUAACUCCUGAAACACAUACUCCUACUACAAAACAUGUCACAAGGGAAAUGGAAGCAAGUGUACAAUUCACCAGUGGAACACCUGAAACUUAUGUACCUACUGCAAAACAUGCCGAAACCAGUGUACAAUACAAAACUGGAACGCCUGAGUCAUAUGCUCCUACUACAGAACAUAUGACAAGGGAAACAGAAGCUACUAUACAAUAUUCAACUGGAACACCUGAAACAUAUGCCCCUGUUACAAGCCAUGUCACAGGGAAAACUGGAGUCAGUAUUCAGUACACAACUGGAUCAAGUGAAUUAUAUGCUCCUACUGUAAAGCAUGUCACAAGGGAAACUGAAGCCAGUGAACACUACACAACUCCAACACCUGAAACGUAUUCUGCUACUACAGAACUUAUGACAAGGGAAACAGAAGCUAGUGUACAGCAGUCAACUGGAACAGCUGAAACAUAUGCUCGUACCCCAAGCCAUGUCACAGGGGAAACUGGAGCUAGUGUUCAAUAUACAACUGGAACAAUUGAAACAUAUGCUCCUACUGCAAAGUCUAUCAGAUGGGAAACUGAAGCCAGUGUAAAAUACACAACACCAGCACCUGAAACGUACAGUCCUACAACCAAAUUUAUCACAGGGGAAACAGAAGCCAGUGUACAACUCUUAACUGAAAAAUCUGUAACAUAUGCUCCUACUACAAGGUAUGUCACAGGGGAAACUGGAGCCAGUGUUCAAUACACAACUGAAACAAGUGAAACAUAUGCUCCUACUGAAAAGCCUGUCACAGGGGAAACUGGAGCCAGUGUUCAAUACACAACACCAGCACCUGAAACAUACAGUCCUACAACCAAAUUUAUCACAGGGGAAACAGAAGCCAGUGUACAACUCUUAACUGAAAAAUCUGUAACAUAUGCUCCUACUACAAGGUAUGUCACAGGGGAAACUGGAGCCAGUGUUCAAUACACAACACCAGCACCUGAAACAUACAGUCCUACAACCAAAUUUAUCACAGGGGAAACAGAAGCCAGUGUGCAGUACACAACUCUAACACCGGAGACAUAUACUGCUACUACAAGGGAAACAGAAGCCAGUGUACAACUCUUAACUGAAAAAUCUGUAACAUAUGCUCCUACUACAAGGUAUGUCACAGGGGAAACUGGAGCCAGUGUUCAAUACACAACUGGAACAAGUGAAACAUAUGCUCCUACUGAAAAGUCUGUCACAGGGGAAACUGGAGCCAGUGUUCAAUACACAACUCGAACACAUGAAACAUAUUCUCCUACUAUAAAACCUAUCACACGGGAAAUGGAAGCCAGAGUACAAUACACAAGCGAAACACCUGAAACAUAUGCUCCUACUACAAAGCAUGUCACAAGGGAAACUGAGGCCAGUGUACGAUACACUGCUGGAACCACUGAAACACAUGUUCCUACUACAAGGCAUGUCACCGGGAAAACUUUAACCAGUGUUCAGUACACAACUGAAACAAGUGAAUCAUAUGCUCCUACUGAAAAGCAUGUCACAAGCGAAACUGAAACCAGUGUAAAAUAUACAACUCCAACACCUAACACAUAUGCUCCUACUACAAGCCCUGUCACAGAGGAGACUGGAGCCAGUUUUCAGUACACACCUGAAACAAUUGAAACAUAUGCUUCUACUGGAAAGCCUGUCACAAGGGUUACUGAAGCCACAACUGCAACAUCUGAAAUAUAUACUGCAACUACAAAACAUAUCACAACAGAAACAGAAGCCAGUUUACAGUACACGACUCUAACACCUGAACAAUAUGCUCCUAAAACAAAGCAUGUUACAAAGGAAACUGGAACCAGUGUACAAUACACAACUCUAACACCUGAAACAUAUACUUCUCCUGCAAAACAUAUCACAGGGGAAACUGGGGCAAAUGUACAAUACACAACACUAACACCUGAAACAUAUAUUCCUACUACAAAACAUAUCACAAUGGAAACAGAAGCUAGUGUGUCAUACACAAGUGGAACAUCUGAAACAUAUGCUCCUACUGUACAGGCUGUCACAAGGGAAACUGAAACCAGUAUACAAUACACAACGCUAACACCUGAAACAUAUGUUCCUACUGCAAAGCAUGUUACAAGAGAAACUGAAACCAGUGUACAGUACACUAGUCCAACACCUGAAACAUAUGCUGCUACUACAAAACUUAUGACAAGGGAAACAGGAGCUGGUAUACAAUACUCAGCUGGAACACCUGAGACAUAUACUCCUACUACAAGGUAUAUCACUGGGGAAACUGGAGCCAGUUUUCAAUACACAACUGGAACAAAUGAAACAUAUGCUCCUACUGCCAAGACCAUCACGAAGGAAACUGAAGCCAGUGUAGAAUACACAACUCUAACACCUGUAACAUAUACUCCUACUACCAAACAUAUCACAGGGGAAAUGGAAGCUAGUGUACAGUACACAAGUGGAACACCUGAAACUUAUGCACCUACUACAAAACAUGUCACAGGGGAAAUGGAAGCUAGUGUACAGUACACAAGUGGAACACCUGAAACUUAUGCACCUACUACAAAACAUGUCACAGGGGAAACUGAAACCAGUGUAGAAUACACAACUGGAACCGUAGAGACAUAUGCUCCUACUGCCAAGACCAUCACGAAGGAAACUGAAGCCAGUGUAGAAUACACAACUCUAACACCUGAAACAUAUACUUCUACUACAAAACAUAUCACAGGGGAAAUGGAAACUAGUAUACAAUACACAAGUGUAACACCUGAAACUUAUGCACCUACUACAAAACAUGUCACAGGGGAAACUGAAACCAGUGUAGAAUACACAACUGGAACCGUAGAGACAUAUGCUCCUACUACAAGUCAUGUCACAGGGGAAACUGGAGCCAGCAUUCAGUACCCAACUGGAACAAGUGAAUCAUAUGCUCCUACUGCAAAGCAUGUUACAAGAGAAACUGAAGCCAGUGUACAGUACACUAGUCCAACACCUGAAACAUAUGCUCCUACUACAAAACAUAUCACAGGGGAAAUGGAAACUAGUGUACAAUACACAAGUGGAACACCUGAAACUUAUGCACCUACUACAAAACAUGUCACAAGGGAAACUGAAGCCAGUGUACAAUACACAACUCUAACACCUGAAACAUAUACUCCUACUACAAAACAUAUCACAGGGGAAAUGGAAACUAGUGUACAAUACACAAGUGGAACACCUGAAACUUAUGCACCUACUACAAAACAUGUCACAAGGGAAACUGAAGCCAGUGUACAAUACACAACUCUAACACCUGAAACAUAUACUCCUACUACAAAACAUAUCACAGGGGAAAUGGAAACUAGUGUACAAUACACAAGUGGAACACCUGAAACUUAUGCACCUACUACAAAACAUGUCACAAGGGAAACUGAAGCCAGUGUACAAUACACAACUCUAACACCUGAAACAUAUACUCCUACUACAAAACAUAUCACAGGGGAAAUGGAAACUAGUGUACAAUACACAAGUGGAACACCUGAAACUUAUGCACCUACUACAAAACAUGUCACAAGGGAAACUGAAGCCAGUGUACAAUACACAACUCUAACACCUGAAACAUAUACUCCUACUACAAAACAUAUCACAGGGGAAAUGGAAACUAGUGUACAAUACACAAGUGGAACACCUGAAACUUAUGCACCUACUACAAAACAUGUCACAAGGGAAACUGAAACCAGUGUAGAAUACACAACUGGAACCGUAGAGACAUAUGCUCCUACUACAAGUCAUGUCACAGGGGAAGCUGGAGCCAGCAUUCAGUACCCAACUGGAACAAGUGAAUCAUAUGGUCCUACUGCAAAGCAUGUUACAAGAGAAACUGAAGCCAGUGUACAGUACACUAGUCCAACACCUGAAACAUAUGCUGCUACUACAAAACUUAUGACAAGGGAAACAGGAGCUGGUAUACAAUACUCAGCUGGAACACCUGAGACAUAUACUCCUACUACCAGGUAUAUCACUGGGGAAGCUGGAGCCAGUGUUCAAUACACAACUGGAACAAGUGAAACAUAUGCUCCUACUACAAAACAUAUCACAGGGGAAAUGGAAGCUAGUGUACAAUACACAAGUGGAACACCUGAAACUUAUGCGCCUACUACAAAGCAUGUCACAAGGGAAACUGAAGCCAGUGUACAAUACUCAGCUGGAACACCAGAAAUAUAUACCUUUACUACAGAACAAGCUAUUGUAAAAUCUGAACCAUCUUACAGAUACACAACUGCUUAUCCAGCAGAAUUGCCUAGCGGCUUAUUCCCUGGUGGAAAAUAUUUUACAAGUGAAUCUGAAACACCAUAUAUAUCCACAACUGAAACUGUGGUUGAAGCAGUUGAAAAUUAUACUUCAAGUACAAGGCAUAUAGCAUCGGAAACCGAGUCACUUUAUGGUUACACAUCUGAAAGUUUAACUGUAGGAUAUACUUCUGCUCCACAGCAUACUACAAUUUCUAGAGCGGAGGAAUCAACAGCACAUAUUCGUGAAUCAAGUAAAAUUCCUGGCGUUUUUACUGAAUCUGCAGAGCAGGCCACAAGUCCAACAUCUGUCGGCAGUAUUGCUACAGUUUCUGCAUUGAUGAAAAGUACUGAUAUUUCCUUGUUAGAGACAGCAGCCGAACCAAAAACAACCUUAGUGGUGGACCAAAAUAUGACAGAACAGAGUGAACCAUUUAGUGUUAGGCCAUUAGAGACCUGUACAUCUGAGCUGGACUGCACUUAUGAUGCAACAUGUAUUCACAAUUAUUGUUUAAAUCCUUGUAAUGUUUAUAAACCUUGUUCUGUGGGUGUGAGAUGUGUAGUUAGAUCACAUAGGCCUGUCUGUCUGUGCACUAAAUCUGAGAACCUGACUGCUGCCUCUGUUGAAUGUAGAACACUCCCAGUUAUCAGCUGUUUGGAUCACUCUGAGUGUCCUGCACAACAGGCCUGUAUUGGAGAGAAAUGUCUGAACCCUUGCAGUGUUGCAAAUCCUUGUCAUUCACAGCAAGAAUGCCAGGUGCAAGAACACCAGCCAGUGUGUAUUAAAGUUUGUCAGUGUCAGAGACAUGGGGACUGUAGAACUGGACACAUUUGUGAUGGUUGCAACUGUGUACCAAAAGUUGCACCAGCAGGCUGUGAGCAUUGCCCUCCUGGUUAUCAGUGCAAUCCAAUCUCUGGAGCAUGCAUCAAAGUCACAGAAGCGACAGAAACGGUUACCAAAAUGACACCCACAGUACCAGAAUUGACAAUUACAGAAAGCACGCCAUUAGAAACGGGACCAACCCUAACAAGCCAUAUUACACAGACAGAGACACAGACAGCAGAAACAGAGUACACAGGCACUGAGCAAAUUGUGACUAUAACACAGACAUCUGUGGGAGGUAAGGAGAGUCCCACAACUCUUGAGGAGCAGAGUCCACCUUACUCACAAACAACACAGUUUCCAGAAGAGACAUCUCCAGUAGUGCCUGGAAUAGGAACUGGCAGAACACCAGCAGAAACACCAACAACAUUACUGCCUAAAAGCUUUACUGUACCACAGAAAGUGGAGAGCAUAGUCACAACUAUGGAAAUAUUCACCACACACUUCAAUGCAACUACAUUACCUGCCUCUACUUCACCAGAAACUUUAAGCCCAAAGCAGGUUACUACAACUACAUUUACCACUAUAGCUACUACAAAGAAGUCUCCAGAGGUUACAUAUAGACAAAAUGGAGUACAUACAGUUCCAGCAACUUCUUCCUCAACAGGGACACAAACAGAACAAUCUGCAACUGUAACAGAAUCAGGCAUUGUAACUUACAUAACAGAACCAAUUGCACCUUCCUCAAAAAUACCAUCAGUCUCUUUAACUCUGUUGCCAAACAUUUCCUUAACAACAAAAGUUGAACAGAUUACUGAACCUAGAUAUACAUACAGCUCAGAAUUAACAACACCAUCUUCCAUGAUGACCACUGUACCAGAACUUUCUAUAGAAGUUACAGUACCAGAAGAGCCUACAGUACUACCUCCAGAAGCAACAACUGUCACUGGGUCUUCAUCUACAGAAGGUGUACAUAGCACAAAAAUCCUCACAGUGAGGCCUAUAACAACAGCCAGAUCCAGUUCAUUAUAUCCAACAAUAGUUUCACCAGCUACAGAAAGUCCAGCUACUAGAACUGAAAUGUCUAUAACAACCGAACCAUUGAAAUCCCCUACUGGAUCAUCACUUGGAACUGAAUUUGCAACUUUACCAACAAUGUCACAAUCAACAGAGAUUGAAGAACUUGCCACAACAGUUACUGAAAAGCCAAUGUCAACCGUUCCCAGUGGUGUAUCUGAACAACUUACAUCUGGAAUGACAACAGUUAGUUCAGAGAUUGGUACGUCUGAAUCAUCAGCAACUCCUCAGACUUUGACACCUGGAAUAACUCAGUUGAAUACAACUACUGAAAUCUCUCAUACAGAAAGCAUAAUAACGGGAUUUCCAACAGAAACAGCACCUACUACAGCUCCUACAACCAGUCAAGCUGUUGAUAGAGGUAAGCCUACGCUGGUCUCAGAAACAAGGGCAAGUCAACCAGAAACUGAAGCCCCAGUGACCACUACUGAAAGAAUUUAUGUGUUCCAAACAACACAAACUCUGAAAGAGCCAGAAACACAGAGUCCUAGUGUUCUUCUAACACAGACACCAGAAAUUUCUACCAGGAGUUCUGCUGGGAUAGAAGUCUCAGAAACAGAAGUGACAACAACAGAAAGAACAACAGCAAGAGAAGGAAGAACAGGAACUUUAGUCAUCACCACUCUUCCACCUCAAAGAGAGGCCAGUGCCUUUACUGUGAAUACUACUGAGACUCAACCUGGCAUUGAAACAACAACUUUUAUGUCAACAUCAGUAUCAGGUAAUGGCACAACUGAGUAUGGUGUAACUGUAGGAGUGACAGAAAUGUCCAGAACUGAAGCUGGUGUUACUGAAAGAGUGACUAAUGAGACACCUCAUGUGCAAGUAGUAGAAAUUUCAGGUACAACAGUAUUAAUUACUGGUGUGACAGAAGUAUCAACUGAAAGAAAAACUACAGAGAGGCCAACAGGAACAACAAUUGAAACAUUAACAGAAAUUCCAACAAAAGGUGCAACAGGAAUAUCUACAGAGAGACCAGUAGAAAUACAUACUGAAAGAGUAACAGUAGUUCAUACAGAACGUCCAUCUGGAAUGUCUACAGAAAUCCCAACAGUAGGUUCAACAGAAAUACCUACAAAAAGGCCAGCAGAAGUAUCAACUGAAAGAACAACACAAAUUUCUACUGAAAGGCCAACAGAAAGGACAACAGAAGUGUUUACAGAAAGAACAGCACAAAUUUCUACUGAAGGGCCAACAGAAAGGAUAACAGAAGUGUCUACAGAAAGAACAACAGAAAUUCCUACAGAGAGAACAUCACAGAUACUUACAGUGAGACCGGUAGAAAUUUCAACAAAAGGACCAACAGAAAUACGUACAGAAAGGUCCACAGGAAUACCCACAGAAAGACCAACAGGACUGCCUACUGAAAUAUUAACAGAACUUCCAACAGAAGGUCCAACAGGAAGUCCAACUGAAGCAUUAACAGAAAUUCCCAUGGAAGGUGCAACAGGAAUAUCAACAGAAAUGCCUACAGAAAGAACAUCACAGAUACUUACAGUGAGACCAAUAGAAAUUUCAACAAAAGGGCCAAUAGAAUUGCGUACAGAAAGAUCCACAGGAAUACCUACAGAAAGACCAACAGGGCUGUCUACUGAAAUAUUAACAGAAGUUCCCAUGGAAGGUGCAACAGGAAUAUCAACAGAAAUAUCUACUAAAAGAACAACAGAAAUGCCUACAGGGAGAACAUCACAGAUACUUACAGUGAGACCAGUAGUAGAAAUUUCAACAAAAUGGCCAAUAGAAUUGCGUACAGAAAGGUCCACAGGAAUACCCACAGAAAGACCAACAGAGCUGUCUACGGAAAUAUUAACAGAAAUUCCCAUGGAAGGUGCAACAGAAAUAUCAACAGAAAUGCCUACAGGGAGAACAUCACAGAUACUUACAGUGAGACCAGUAGUAGAAAUUUCAACAAAAUGGCCAAUAGAAUUGCGUACAGAAAGGUCCACAGGAAUACCCACAGAAAGACCAACAGAGCUGUCUACGGAAAUAUUAACAGAAAUUCCCAUGGAAGGUGCAACAGAAAUAUCUACUAAAAGAACAACAGAAAUGCCUACAGGGAGAACAUCACAGAUACUUACAGUGAGACCAGUAGUAGAAAUUUCAACAAAAUGGCCAAUAGAAUUGCGUACAGAAAGGUCCACAGGAAUACCCACAGAAAGACCAACAGGCCUGUAUACUGAAUUAUUAACAGAACUUCCAACAGAAGGUCUAACAGGAAUUCCAACUGAAGCAUUAACAGAAAUUCCCACAGAAGGUGCAACAGGAAUAUCUACAGAAAGACCACCAGAAAUGUCUACUGAAAGAGUAACAGAAAUUCCUACAGAACAUCCAUUGGGAAUAUCUUCAGAAAUACCAACAAUAGGGCCAACAGAAAUCUCUACUGAAAAUACAACAGAAAUUCCUGCUGAAGGGCCAACAGAAAGGCCAACUGAAAUACCUACAGAAAGAACAUCACAGAUACUUACAGUAAGACCAAUAGAAAUUCCAACAGAAGGGCUAACAGAAAUACCUACAGAAAGGUCCACAGGAAUACCUACAGAAAAACCAACACGACUGCCUACUGAAAUAUUAACACAAAUUCCAACAGAAAGCCCAAUAGUAAGACCUACUGAAAGAUUAACAGAAGUUCCCACAGAAGGUGCAACAGAAAUUUCUACAGAAAAGCUAACAGAAAUCCCAACCAUACAGCCAACAGAAAUAACUGCUGAAGGACCAACAGGAAUACCUACAGAAAGAACAUCACGGAUACUUUCUGAAGCACAAAUUCCAACAAAAAGGCCAACAGAAAUACCUACAGAAGGAGCAACAGUGAUAUCUACAGAAAGAAUAACAGGAAUGCCUACAGAAAGAUCAACAGAAAUUCUGACAGAAGGACUAACAGAAAUAACUACAGUAGGGCUGACUAAGAUAAUGACAAGAUUGACUGAAACAGAGGCUCCUGUUCAACCUGAGAAAUAUGCAACCACAACCGAAGGGCCAACAGAGAUAACUGCUGAGCAAGGCGGAAUUUAUACUGUAGGUUCAACUCUUAUGUCUUCAACAGAAAUGCAAUUAAUAACAGGAACUCCUGAAGAAGUUAUAACAGUGACAGGAAUCCAAACAGAGUUACCUUCUGAAGAAAAGACAAAGGUACCAUCCACAGUAGGAACAACAGAAUCACUAACAGUAUACCCCACACAAGGAGAAACAGAACUGCCAAUACUUUCAACUACAAAGAUUUCAGAACUGUUACCUACAACUGGUACAACUGAAAGUCCAGCAGUAUCACAUACAGAAGGAACAGCAGAAGUGUCAACAACAACAAUAUUUGAAGGAACAACUGAAGUUCUAAUGCAAACUUCCUUUACUGCUAAAACUCCAAUAGGAAGAACUGUGGAACCAGUUACAGAGACAUUUCCUGCCACAACGCUGGGACAGAUUACUCACACAGACAUUACAGUUACAACAGUUAGCCCUAGCACAAUCAUUUUUCAUCCCACCACCAAACUGACUAAUAGGACAUGUGUUGCUGAUGCCGAUUGCCCCCCCUCUGAAGCCUGUAGGUGCAGUCAAUGUGUGAACCCUUGUGCAGAGAGCAACAAUGGUUGCGCACACAAUGCCUUGUGUACAGUCUUGAACCACAUCAUAGUUUGCACAUGUCCACCCGGACAAUUUGGGGAUGCCACCAAGGAUUGCCAAGAAACCCCAGGAACAACUAAGGCUCCAGUUCCAUGUGAAUCAGACAUGGAUUGUGUUGAUACAGAAGCAUGUUACAAGUCAUUCUGCCUGGACCCAUGCGAGUUCACUAAUGCCUGUGCCUCAACAGCUAAAUGCCACACCAAGGCUCACAGACCCAUAUGCACUUGCCCUUCAGGAUAUGAGGGCAACCCUGCAGUAAAAUGCUCCCCAACUCAACCAUUGAGUUGCUCUAGCAACGAUGACUGCCCGUUGACUGAAGCAUGUUUUGGAGGAGUCUGUCAGCACCCUUGUGAUGUUCACGAUCCAUGUGCUUUCAAUGCGGUCUGCAUCAAUACCAACCAUGGAACUGACUGCAGCUGUGCCGAGGGAUAUCAAGGCAAUGGAUUUGUUGGAUGUGGCCCAGUGAAAAGUCCUCUACCAAUCUGUCAUUACAAUGAAGAUUGUCCACCUCACAAACUUUGUGAUCGACUCAAUCGUGUGUGUAUCAAUCCAUGCUUAGAAGAUUCUUGCGGAGAAAAUGCUCAGUGCUUAGCAGUGAAUCAUGGCAUUGAUUGCAAAUGUCUUGAUGGAUACAUAGGAAACCCAUAUGUGGAGUGUAUGAAAGUGACAGGGUGCCAUAAUGAUGAUGAGUGUCACACUACUGAAGCUUGCAUCAGUGGCACAUGUCAGAGUCCAUGCAAAUGUGGAUUGAAUGCUAUUUGUGAAGUGUUACAUCACAAAGCAACAUGCAAAUGUCUGCCAGGAUACAAUGGAACUCCAGUUGCAGGAUGCCAAGGGCCAAGUAAUCCUUGUGAUCCAAAUCCAUGUGGCUUAAAUGCAAUGUGUGAAAUUGACAAUGGAAAUCCAAUAUGCUUCUGUCCAAAGGGAUUGACAGGAAAUCCAUUCAAGAACUGCAUUCCUGAAGGAGAUAAGUGUGAACCAAAUCGAUGUGGGCCAAAUUCAGGUUGCCGUGUUGUAAAUGGCUUACGGCUCUGUUUCUGUCUCCCAGAAUUUGAAGGCAAUCCUCCAUCGAAACCAUGCACUUUACCAUCUAAUCCUUGUGAUCCAUCUCCCUGUGGUCCCAACACUCAGUGUGCCAUCCUGAGCAAUGGAUUUGCUAAAUGCACAUGCCUACCAGGCUUUCUGGAGAGCCCUAACACCAUCAGAGGCUGUGUGAAAAGGCGCAAUCCUUGUGAACCCAAUCCUUGUGGCCAUGGGGCUCUCUGUGAUCCAAACAAGGAACCAGCUUGUUUCUGUCCAGAACCCAGUAUUGGCAAUCCAUACCGGAGCUGUGAAGAACCUGUGAAGUUCCUGUGUGAGCCUGGACCAUGUGGCAAUAAUGCUGACUGUUACAUCUCUGAAAAUCAAGAAACUUGCUAUUGUAAAUCAGGUUACAAAGGUGAUCCGUACUCGGGCUGUGUCUUGGAACCUGCGAAUCCUUGCCUGCCAAACCCAUGUGGGCCCAAUGCUCUUUGUACAGUCUCACCACAGGGUCAUCCCAUGUGUCUAUGCCCUGAUGGACUGUCUGGUGAUCCUACUGGCCCUGCAGGCUGUGGGGGUCCUGAAUGUAGGACAGAUGAUGACUGCUCAGACAAACUUGCCUGCAUUGCAUACAAAUGCCGUGACCCAUGUCCUGGGUCUUGUGGCAUAGGAGCUUCAUGCCGUGUGGAAAAACACCAUCCCGUAUGCACAUGCAACCAUGGUCUAAAUGGAAAUCCUCUGAUACGAUGCUCACCACUGCUAGUUCCACCACCAAGUGAUUCAUGCCACCCAAACCCAUGUGCUGCUAAUGCAUACUGUCAGGUGCUGGGAGGACGAGCAGUGUGUACAUGUAUGGAAGGUUUUGAAGGUGAUCCUUCAGUCGGCUGUCAUCCUGAAUGUGUACUCAACACAGAUUGUCCAUUAGACAAGGCUUGUCUAGACAGAAAGUGCAUAGAUCCGUGUGCUUCUGGUGCUGUUUGUGGCCUGAAAGCCAUCUGUUUGGUUAGAGAUCAUACUGCAACUUGUGCCUGUCCAGAGGGACAUACAGGAGAUGCAUUCAUCCAGUGCAUACCAAGACCUCCAGCUCCAGCAGAUAUGAACAUUACCCGCCCUUGUGCUCCUUCACCAUGUGAUCCAGGCAUUUAUUGCAAUGUAUAUGGAGGGCAUGUAGCUAUGUGUGACCCCUGCAGUGGUCCUAUUAGCAUCAAUAACCUUCUAUGUCGACCUGAAUGUCUUGCUCAUUCAGAUUGCCCAUUCAAUCUUGCAUGUCUUGGGCGUAAGUGCCGUGACCCAUGCCCUGGAUCAUGUGGUGUGAAUGCCAACUGCAUGGUUGUCAACCACAAUCCAGUUUGCAGCUGUCCAACUGGAUUAGUGGGCAAUCCAUUUGAACACUGCUCCACCCCACCACCAAAUGUACCUCAAGAUACAUGUGAGACAGUACAGUGUGGUGCUAAUGCUGUUUGUCUGGAAAAGAAUGCAGUUUUAACAUGUGUGUGCAAGCCUGAAUACUUUGGUAACCCAUACCUGGCAUGUCGGCCAGAGUGUGUUCUCAACUCAGACUGUCCCAGCAACCGUGCCUGUAUCAAUAAUAAAUGUGCAGAUCCAUGUGCAGGAGCAUGUGGUGUUGGUGCCUUGUGUGAUCGUGUGAAUCACAUACCAGUCUGCUACUGCCCACCUGAGAUGACUGGAAAUCCAUUUCUCUCCUGCUAUCCAUUUAGGCCUGAACUUCCUGGGUCAGCAAACCCAUGUGACCCAUCACCAUGUGGUCCAUAUAGCCGAUGUCUUGUAUCACCUCAAGGUUUUGCAGCCUGUUCAUGUCUUCCUGGUUAUCGAGGUGCUCCACCUGUAUGUACUCCUGAGUGUGUUGUAAGCUCUGACUGUCUGCAAACAUUGGCAUGUGUGAACCAGCAUUGUACAGAUCCAUGCCCUGGGACAUGUGGUAUUGGUGCACGCUGUGCUGUCAUAAACCACAAUCCUAUAUGUAGCUGUCCUCCAGGUGAAAUAGGAGAUCCUUUUGUGAGCUGUCAGAAGCCAAAAGAGACAGAAAUACCCAGGGUGCCAGAAAAUUCCUGCAGCCCAUCCCCAUGUGGUCCAAACUCAAUCUGUCAAGUAAAACAAGGUCGACCAGUGUGCUCUUGUGUACCCAACUAUACCGGAAGUCCACCAUUCUGUCGUCCAGAAUGUGUUCUCAAUCAGGAGUGUCCUUGGGACAAGGCUUGCAUCAAUGAGAAGUGUCAGGACCCCUGCACCAACAGUUGUGGAUCCCAUGCAAAAUGUGAUGUUGUCAACCACACACCAUUCUGCAGUUGCUUAGCUGGUUAUGUGGGAGAUGCAUUUGUUGGAUGUUCAAAGAUAGUUAUACCUGAGCCAAAACCACCUUUACCUCUAGACCCAUGCAGUCUCUCUCCAUGUGGAGAGAAUGCCCAGUGUACACCACGAGAUGGUACUGCUCGUUGUACAUGUAUACCACCGUACCAGGGUAACCCAUAUGUGAGCUGUCGACCAGAAUGUGUUAUUAACUCAGACUGUCCAAGUUAUUUAGCUUGUGUGGCACAGAACUGUCGCGAUCCUUGCCAGGGCAUUUGUGGUGUUAAUGCUGAGUGUAAUGUUGUGAACCAUAUUCCAGUGUGUUCAUGUUUACAAGGAUUCAUGGGUGAUCCUUUUAAGUCAUGCAGACAAGAACCACCAAGGCCAUUACCACCGCAGAAUCCUUGUGACCCAUCACCAUGCGGACCAAACAGUGUGUGCCGAGUAACUAAUGGCCUUGCUGUGUGCUCUUGUCAGCCCAAUUUCUUGGGCAGUCCCCCAUCAUGCAGGCCUGAAUGUGUAGUAAGUUCUGAAUGUCCUCAGAACCAAGCUUGCAUCUCACAGAAAUGUCAAGAUCCAUGUCCUGGAACUUGUGGUAUUGAUGCCCGAUGUCAAGUUGUCAAUCACAACCCAAUCUGUAGCUGUCCACCACGUUUUACAGGCGAUCCAUUCGUCCAGUGCCUAAAAGAGGAACCCAGGCCUGCUCCACCAACAAAUCCAUGUGUUCCAUCACCAUGUGGAGCCAAUUCUGACUGCCGAGUGGUGGAUGAGCGACCUGUCUGCUCAUGUCUUACUGGAAUGCUGGGAGCACCACCAAACUGUCGACCAGAGUGUCUUAUUCAUCAAGACUGCCCCACACAUCUUGCAUGUGUCCGCAACAAGUGCCGAGACCCAUGCACUGGCUCAUGUGGCUUCAAUGCAAGGUGCACUGUUCAUAAUCAUCAACCAGUGUGUACAUGUAAUCCAAACUUUGAGGGAGAUCCAUUUUCUGGCUGUAAUCCAGUUCAAGUGAGACCAAUGGAGGCACCCAGACGACCAUGUGAGCCUUCUCCUUGUGGCUCUAAUGCCAUAUGCAGAGAAAGGAAUGGAGCAGGAUCUUGCUCCUGUCAGCCUCAGUAUUUUGGUGAUCCCUACACAGGAUGUCGCCCUGAAUGCAUUCUCAGCUCAGAUUGCGCAAAAGACAGAGCUUGCAUCAACAACAAAUGCAGUGAUCCAUGUCCUGGAACUUGUGGUCUUAAUGCGCAGUGCCGUGUCAUCAACCACAUUCCUUCAUGCAGCUGUUUGCCUGGUUACACGGGCGAUUCUUUACGAUCUUGCUCUCUUAUCCCUGCAACUUCUGUAGCUCCAGCCUGCCCUGCAAACCCUUGUUUGCCAAGCCCAUGUGGUCCUAAUAGCGUGUGCCGAAUUAUAAACAAUCAUGCUGUGUGCUCAUGUCUCCCUGGCUUUGUGGGUUCUCCACCCACAUGCAGGCCUCAGUGUGUUGUGAGCUCUGAGUGCCCACUAAACCAAGCCUGUAUCAACCAGAAAUGUCAGGAUCCAUGUCCGGGCACAUGUGGUGUCAAUGCUCGCUGUCAAGUUGUGAACCACAAUCCAGUCUGUAGCUGUGCUCCUGGCUUUACUGGUGAUCCUUUUUCGAGAUGUCUGAUACAAGAAAAAUCUCCUGAACUUCCGAGUGGUAACCCUUGCGUGCCUUCACCUUGUGGGCCCAAUUCACAGUGUCGUGCUGUUGCCAACACACCAGCAUGCACAUGCUUACCCAACUAUGUGGGCCGAGCUCCAAACUGUCGACCUGAGUGCACUAUCAAUGCAGAAUGCCCUAGCAACUUGGCUUGUCAGAAGGAACGUUGUAGGGAUCCGUGCCCAGGAUCUUGUGGGCCGAGAGCAAUCUGUCGAGUAGUGAACCAUGGGCCAGUAUGCACAUGUUUGCCUGGACUUACAGGUGACCCAUUCUCAGGCUGUUCUCCUGUUCCAGCAAUGGUUGAGGGUCCCCGAGAUCCUUGUAAUCCGUCACCAUGUGGUGCAAAUGCUGUAUGCAAAGAACGUAAUGGUGCCGGGUCUUGCACGUGCUUACCAGAAUAUUCAGGAGAUCCGUACACUGGCUGUCGACCAGAGUGCGUUCUUAACACUGAUUGCAAUAGAGCAAGAGCUUGUGUCAGGAACAAGUGUGUGGAUCCGUGUCCAGGUGCAUGUGGUCUCAAUGCAGAGUGUCGUGUUGUGAAUCAUGCUCCUUCCUGCAGCUGUCUGCCUGGUUAUACAGGCAACCCUCUUAGCACCUGCAAUCUUCCGCCUGCUGCUCCUCCAGAAGCUCCAAAGAACCCUUGUCAGCCUUCGCCAUGUGGACCAUUCAGUCUGUGUCGUGUUGUUAACGGGCACCCUGUGUGCUCUUGCCAAGCUAACUUUAUUGGCACACCUCCAUCCUGCAGACCAGAGUGUGUAGUGAGUGCAGACUGUGCCCAAGAUCGAGCAUGCAUCAACCAAAAAUGCGCAGAUCCAUGUCCAGGCACUUGUGGUCUAAAUGCUCGCUGCCAAGUUGUAAACCACAAUCCUAUAUGUAGCUGCUCCGUGGGCUUUACUGGUGAUCCCUUUGUGAGAUGUGUCAAAAGAAAAAAACCUCCUGUUCAGCCUCCAAGUGGUAAUCCUUGUGUGCCUUCGCCUUGUGGUCCAAACUCUCAAUGUCGGGCAGUUGGCAAUACACCUGCUUGCUCAUGCUUGCCAUAUUAUGUGGGCCGAGCACCGAACUGUCGCCCAGAAUGUACAAUCAGUGCUGAAUGCCCCAGUAAUCUGGCAUGUCAGAAUGAGCGUUGUAGGGACCCUUGCCCGGGUUCAUGUGGGGUUCAGGCAACUUGUGUUGUAGUGAAGCAUGCCCCAGUGUGUACAUGCCAGCCAGGAUUUACAGGAGAUCCCUUUGCUGGAUGCUCUCUCAUACCACCUAUGCAGGCUGUUGAGACUCCGCGAGAUCCUUGCAAUCCAUCACCAUGUGGUGCAAAUGCUGUAUGCAAGGAACGUAAUGGUGCUGGUGCAUGCACGUGUUUACCAGAAUAUACAGGCGACCCAUAUACAAGUUGUCGACCAGAGUGUGUUCUGAAUACUGAUUGCAAUAGAGCAAGAGCUUGUGUUAGGAACAAGUGUGUGGAUCCCUGUCCAGGCACCUGUGGUCUCAAUGCAGAGUGUCGUGUUGUGAAUCAUGCUCCCUCCUGUAGCUGCAGACCUGGCUAUACUGGCAACCCUCUCAGUUCUUGCAAUCUUCCUCCACCUACUCCAACACAGCUGCCUAAGAAGGAUCCAUGCAAGCCUUCUCCAUGCGGACCAUUCAGUCAGUGCCGUGUUGUGAAUGGUCAUGCAGUUUGCUCUUGUCAGGCUAAUUACAUAGGAACACCUCCAAGUUGCAAGCCUGAAUGUGUUGUCAGCACUGAAUGUGCUCAGGAUAAAGCAUGUGUCAAUCAAAAAUGUGUGGAUCCAUGUCCAGGCACUUGUGGUCUUAAUGCUCGCUGUCAAGUUGUGAAUCACAACCCUAUCUGUACCUGUACUAUCGGCUUCAUUGGUGAUCCUUUCGUCAGAUGUCUUCAAGAAAAACCUCCUGUUCAACCUCCAAGUGGCAAUCUUUGUGUGCCUUCACCUUGUGGUCCCAAUUCUCAGUGCUAUGUGGCUGGCAAUACACCUGCUUGCUCAUGCUUGCCACACUAUGUGGGCCGAGCCCCAAACUGUCGCCCCGAAUGUACUAUUAAUGCUGAAUGCCCAAGCAAUCUGGCAUGUCAAAAUAAGCGUUGUAGGGAUCCUUGCCCAGGUUCAUGUGGGGUUCAAGCAACCUGUGUUGUUGUGAAGCAUGCCCCAUUGUGCACAUGUCAGCCAGGAUAUACAGGCGAUCCUUUCACUGGAUGCUCUCUAAUACCACCUGUUCAGCCAGUUGAGUCUCCACUUGAUCCUUGCAAUCCAUCACCAUGUGGUGCAAAUGCUGUAUGCAAAGAACGUAAUGGUGCUGGGUCAUGCACCUGUCUUCCUGAAUAUACGGGUGAUCCGUAUUCAAGCUGUCGACCUGAGUGUGUUCUCAACACAGAUUGUGACAAAGCAAAAGCAUGUGUGCGAAACAAAUGUGUGGACCCAUGCCCAGGCACCUGUGGUCUCAAUGCUGAAUGUCGUGUUGUGAAUCAUGCUCCUUCCUGCAGUUGUCUACCUGGCUAUACUGGCAACCCUCUCAGUUCUUGCCAUCUUCCUCCAGCUAAGCAGCCUACAAAGGACCCAUGCAAGCCUUCUCCUUGCGGACCAUUCAGUCAGUGCCGUGUGGUGAAUGGUCAUGCAGUUUGCUCUUGUCAGGCUAAUUACAUAGGAACACCUCCGAGUUGCAAACCUGAAUGUGUUGUGAGCACUGAAUGUCCUCAAGACAGGGCAUGUGUCAACCAGAAAUGUGUGGACCCUUGUCCAGGCACUUGUGGUCUUAAUGCUCGGUGUCAAGUUGUAAACCACAACCCAAUUUGUAGUUGUAACCCUGGCUUCACUGGUGAUCCCUUUACAAGAUGUCUAAAGAUUUUUCUAGAACCUCCUGUUCAGCAGCCACCAAGUGGAAAUCCUUGUGUGCCUUCACCUUGCGGGCCCAACUCUCAGUGUCGUGCUAUUGGAAAUACUCCAGCAUGCUCUUGCUUGCCAAAUUUCUUGGGCCGAGCACCAAACUGUCGACCAGAGUGUACAAUCAGUGCUGAGUGCCCUGGCAACUUAGCAUGUCAGAAUGAACGAUGUAUAGAUCCCUGUCCUGGAUCAUGUGGCUCCCAUACCACCUGUGUUGUUGUUAAACAUGCCCCAAUGUGCUAUUGUGAGACGGGAUACACUGGUGAUCCGUUCACAGGAUGCUCACAGAUUCAGCAAACUCCUACUCCAACUGAAGGACCUGGAAAUCCUUGCAAUCCAUCACCAUGUGGUGCUAAUGCAGUGUGCAAGGAACGAAAUGGUGCUGGGUCUUGUGUAUGCCUCCCAGAAUAUUUUGGAGACCCAUACACUGGCUGUAGGCCAGAAUGUGUUAUCAAUUCAGACUGUGAUCGCACCAAAGCAUGCUUAAACAACAAGUGCUAUGAUCCCUGUCCUGGAACAUGUGGUCUGAAUGCUGAAUGUCGUGUGGUGAACCAUGCUCCAUCCUGCACGUGUAUAGUGGGCUACACUGGAGAUCCUCUCUCUGCCUGUGUGCCCAUUCAGCCUAUGGUUCCUGAACCUCCUCAGAAUCCAUGUGAUCCGUCUCCAUGUGGACCCAACAGUCAGUGUCGGUUGGUGAAUCAACAUGCUGUGUGUUCUUGCUCUCCUGGUUUUGUUGGAAAUCCACCUUCAUGUAGACCAGAAUGUGUUGUUAGUUCUGAGUGCCCACAGAAUCAGGCAUGUGUCAAUCAGAAAUGUGUUGACCCAUGUCCUGGCACGUGUGGUCGUAAUGCUCGCUGUCAAGUUGUGAACCACAAUCCAAUCUGUAGCUGCUCUCCUGGCUUUACUGGAGAUCCUUUUACAAGAUGUGUGAUGCAAGCAACAACUACUCCUGCUCCUGUUGGAAAUCCUUGUAAUCCUUCGCCCUGUGGGCCCAAUUCACAAUGUAAGGUGAUUGGAACACAACCAGCAUGCUCUUGCCUGCCAAAUUAUGUGGGACGAGCUCCAAAUUGUCGCCCAGAAUGCACGCUUGAUGCGGAAUGCCCCAGCAAUCUAGCCUGCCAGAACGAACGCUGCAGAGACCCAUGCUCAGGUGCCUGUGGCUCCCUUGCACAGUGCACAGUUGUGAAUCAUUGUGCAGUAUGUACAUGCCCCCAGGGCUACACGGGCAAUCCUAAUUCAGCCUGCUUUCUGGCACCACCACCAUCCACAGUACCAACGCCACCAGCGAACCCUUGCUUCCCCUCUCCAUGUGGGCCAAAUGCUGAAUGUCGAGAGAGGAAUGGUGCAGGAUCUUGCACCUGCCUGCCUGGCUAUGAAGGUGAUCCAUAUGAUCAGAGAGGUUGUAGGCGUGAGUGUGAAGUCAACUCAGACUGCACACAAGUGUUGGCAUGCAUCACAUUCAAGUGCAUGGAUCCAUGUCCAGGAACAUGUGGUUCUGGAGCUCAGUGCAGUGUAUUGAAUCACAUUCCAACAUGCACAUGUCCACCACAAUUUACUGGGGACCCUUUCUUCCAGUGUCGAGCAGUACCACCAACACCUCCGACACCACCUCAGGAUCCAUGUUCCCCUUCACCUUGUGGCCCCAAUAGUCAGUGCCGUGUGGUGAACCAGCAAGCUGUGUGCUCAUGUCAGCAGAACUAUGUUGGCUCUCCCCCACAGUGCAGACCUGAGUGUGUGGUCAGCUCUGAGUGCCCUCAGGAUAGAGCCUGUGUGAAUCUCAAGUGUGCUGAUCCCUGCCCUAACACUUGUGGCAUUGGUGCACAGUGUACCACAAAGAACCACAACCCCAUCUGUGCUUGCCCUCCUGGCUUUACAGGAGAUCCAUUCAGUCAGUGCACACCACAACCAAAACCGCCUGUACCAGAGCCCACUCCAGCUCCGCCUUCAUGCUUCCCAUCACCGUGUGGUCCCAAUUCACAGUGCCAAAUUGUGGCUGGGAACCCAGCCUGCUCAUGCUUGCCUGGUUACAUUGGAGCACCACCCAGUUGUCGUCCAGAAUGUGUUCUGAGUGCUGAAUGCUCUAGCCAGUUGGCAUGUAUCAAUCAGAAAUGUCAAAAUCCCUGCCCUGGUUCUUGUGGCUACAAUGCCAAUUGUCAGGUGCUCAACCAUAUCCCUGUGUGUCGCUGCAAUGAUGGUCACACUGGGGAUCCAUUUACACAGUGCAAUCCCAUUCCAAGUACACCACCACCCCGGACUGAUCCAUGCAACCCAUCACCCUGUGGGCCAAAUGCUGUUUGCAGGUAUGUUUCAAGCAGAAUAUGUAUGCUUCGAGCAGAACAAUAUGAAUCAGGCAGUAUUAUAAGAAGUAAAAUUUGUGAUGAUGAACCACCACCUCGUAUUGACCCAUGCAGACCAUCCCCUUGUGGCCCAAACAGCCAAUGUCGAACAUCAGACAGCCAUGCAGUGUGUUCGUGUCUCCAAGGCUAUGUGGGCACUCCACCAUCAUGUCGUCCUGAGUGUGUUGUGAGUGCAGAAUGCCCUCAGACACGCGCCUGUGUUAAUCAGAAGUGUACUGAUCCAUGCUUGGGCUCAUGUGGUCUUGGAGCUCGAUGCGAAGUAAUCAACCACAGUCCCAUCUGCAGCUGUCGUGAAGGCCAGACUGGAGACCCUUUCCAGAGCUGCUUUGACAUUCAGCCUCCUCCAAGACUGCCUCCAGUACCUGAGAAUCCAUGUGUACCAAAUCCCUGUGGGCCGAAUGCUCAGUGCCAAGUCUCUGGAUCAUCUCCUGCCUGUUCUUGUCUGGAUGGAUAUAUAGGUGCAUCGCCAAAUUGCAGACCUGAAUGUGUCAUCAAUCCUGACUGUCCAAGUCAACAAGCAUGCUUGAACAACAAAUGUCGUGAUCCUUGCCCGGGCUCAUGUGGAACAAAUGCACAAUGUCAGGUUGUCAGCCAUGCUGUGACAUGCUUAUGUUCACCAGGCUUCACUGGCAAUCCCUUCAUACAGUGUGUUGCCCAAAAGAUUGAAGUACCUAACCCAUGCCAGCCUUCACCAUGUGGUGCCAAUGCUGUGUGUACACAACGUAAUGGUGCAGGUGCAUGCAGGUGUAUUCCAGAUUACCAGGGUAACCCUUAUGAAGGUUGUCGUCCAGAAUGUGUGCUCAGCUCUGAUUGUCCCACUAACAGAGCCUGUGUGCGUAAUAAAUGUGUAGAUCCAUGUCCUGGUGUGUGUGGGCAGUUUGCUCAGUGCACUGUUAUAAACCACAUUCCAACAUGCACGUGUAUACAAGGAUAUGUGGGCAACCCAUUUGCAUCAUGCACACCUCAACCCUCACCACCUCCUACUCCACCAACAGUUGUGAACCCAUGCCAGCCAACUCCAUGUGGACCUAACAGCAGAUGUCGAGCUGUGAAUGGGCAAGCUGUGUGUUCAUGUGAAGAUCAGUACAUUGGCUCACCACCAAAUUGUCGUCCUGAAUGUGUAAUCAACAAUGACUGCCCUCAGAAUCGUGCGUGUAAUAAAUUCAAGUGUGCAAACCCAUGUUCUGGAACAUGUGGUGUUGGUGCUCGGUGUGAAGUUAUCAACCACAAUCCUAUCUGCAGCUGUCCAUCAGGCUUUACAGGAGAUCCUUUCACAAGAUGCUACCAAGCACCACCUCCACCUCCACCUCCACCACCAGCACCCAAGCCAGCUGACCCAUGUGUACCUUCACCCUGUGGGCCCAAUUCAGACUGUCGUCCUGUAGGAGACCAACCUGCCUGUACAUGUUUGCAAAACUUCAUUGGAUCACCACCAAAUUGCCGUCCAGAGUGCAUUGUCAAUACUGACUGUGACCCAACAAAAGCUUGCAUUGCCAGCAAGUGUAGAGAUCCAUGCCCAGGAUCAUGCGGAGUGAAUGCGGAAUGUCGUGUUCAGAAUCACAUUCCAAUUUGUACAUGCCUGACUGGAUAUACUGGAGAUCCCUUCACUCAGUGCUCUCUCACCAAAGUUCAGGAACCAUUUGAGACUGAUCCAUGCAAUCCAUCACCAUGUGGUCCCAAUGCACUUUGUAACGCUGGUCAGUGCACAUGCCUACCAAACUACUUUGGAGACCCUUAUGCCAACUGCCGUCCUGAAUGCACAAUGAAUGCUGAAUGUCCAUGGAACAGAGCCUGUAAUAAUCAGCGCUGUAUAGACCCAUGCCCUGGAACCUGUGGACAGGGUGCUCGUUGCGAUGUAGUUAACCAUAUACCAACCUGCAGCUGCCCAGAAGGCAGUACUGGUGAUCCAUUUGCUUCAUGCAGACCUAUACCUCCACCAGUCGUCCCAUCACGACCCUGUGAACCAUCACCCUGUGGACCAAACAGCUUAUGUCGUGUUGUGAACGACCACGCUGUAUGCUCAUGCCAACCUGGACUAGUUGGGAAUCCACCAUCUUGUAGGCCAGAGUGUGUGGUUAGUGCAGAAUGUCCACUAACACAGGCUUGUCUUGCGAGCAAAUGUCGUGAUCCCUGUCCAGGCACAUGUGGUCAGAAUGCUCGUUGUCAAGUUGUCAAUCACAAUCCCAUUUGUAGCUGUGCUGCAGGCAACACUGGAGAUCCAUUUACAAGAUGCUAUGCUGUACCAGUGACGCCAACUGCAGGAGUGCCUCAGAAUCCAUGUCAGCCAUCACCGUGCGGUCCAAAUUCAGAGUGUCAGGUUCGAGGGGAAAACCCCGCCUGUUCGUGUUUACAAAACUAUAUCGGCUCUCCGCCAAACUGUCGACCUGAGUGUACUAUUAAUCCUGAAUGUUCAAGUAAUUUGGCGUGUGUAAAUCAGAAGUGUAGUGAUCCAUGUCCGGGAUCGUGUGGUGCAAAUGCUCGUUGUAAUGUUGUAAAUCAUACACCAGUGUGUAGUUGCAAUCCUGGAUUCACUGGAGAUCCAUUUAGUGGCUGCAUCAUGCAAGCAGAGCCGAUUCCCCAGGAAAGACCAACCCCAUGCAUGCCAUCCCCUUGUGGAUCAAAUGCUGUCUGUAGAGAACAGAAUGGAGCAGGCUCUUGUACCUGCCUUCCUGACUAUAUGGGUAACCCAUAUGAAGGUUGUCGUCCAGAAUGUGUUCUGAACUCUGACUGCCCCUCCGAUCGUGCCUGUAUUCGCAGCAAGUGUCAGGAUCCUUGUCCAGGCACUUGUGGCUCAAACGGAGAUUGCCAGGUGGUGAACCACUUACCAUCUUGCACUUGCCGUCCUGGAUACACUGGAGAUCCGUUUAGGUCUUGUAGACCACAGCUUGUACAGUGUGUGAAGUUAUCAGCCAUAGUCCAAUAUGUAGCUGUCGCCAAGGUUUCACCGGAGAUUCCUUCACUCAAUGCUAUGCUAUUCCAUGUAAGCAGUCUCAUUUCUGUACAACAUCAGAUGAAGUCUUAUUACCCAUACUCAACAGAUCUGAUAUGGUAUCUGAAAUAUAGAGCUAUCACUUCUUUGUAAGAUAAAUGUUUUGAUUGUUGCUGUUUAUCACUUCCCAGAAUCAAAUUACUCACAUAUUUCCUGUGGAUUCAUGCAUUCAAGAAAUGUGUUGUUCUGAAUUUCUUAUAUUAUUACUUCUAU
This is a messenger RNA of Cryptotermes secundus, 42066 nucleotides long. RefSeq lists its product as uncharacterized. NCBI's taxonomy places the organism in Eukaryota, Metazoa, Arthropoda, Insecta, Blattodea, Kalotermitidae. The record is from RefSeq and is a predicted model, not a curated record. Gene Ontology annotation, molecular function: calcium ion binding.